GGUGUGUUUUAUGUUGAAGGGUGUGUGUAUGUGUGUGGAAGCGCUGUGUCUGCUUCGGUGUGGCAGCUUGUCGGCGGAGCAGCGCUGCCCUCCCCCGGUGCACACUCACUCUCCCCCGGUGACUCGUCACUCCGCGCUGGAAGAUGGCUGCGGUGGAGCGGACCCCGGUCAGGGAAGGGAUCCGGAUAGCUUCACUGUGUGUGUGCUGGUACACGGUCAGCUCGGGGGGCAAUGUGGUCAACAAAAUCAUCCUGAAUAGCUUCCCGUACCCGGUCACGGUCUCUCUGUUCCACAUCAUCUCCAUCGUCGUCUUCCUCCCGCCGCUGCUGCGGGCUUGGGGAGUCCCCAAAACAGAACUGCCGAGCAGGUACUACCGCUGGUACAUCCUGCCUUUAGCUUUCGGGAAAUACUUCGCAUCCGUGUCGGCUCACUUCAGCAUAUGGAAAGUGCCUGUUUCGUAUGCGCACACUGUCAAAGCCACAAUGCCAAUAUGGGUUGUGCUGCUAUCAAGAAUUAUCAUGAGGGAGAAGCAAACCACAAAGGUCUACAUAUCGCUCAUCCCCAUCAUCGGUGGAGUGCUGCUGGCCACAGUCACUGAGCUGUCCUUUGAUGUUUCAGGACUAAUCAGCGCUCUGGCUGCGACGCUCUGCUUCUCUCUGCAGAACAUUUUCUCCAAAAAGGUGUUGCGUGACACCAGAGUUCACCACCUGAGGCUGCUCAACAUCCUCGGCUUUAACGCUGUGAUCUUCAUGCUGCCCACCUGGGUGCUAGUGGACCUCUCAGUGUUUCUCGUGAAUGGAGACCUGUCGGACGUCUCAGAAUGGACGGGUACGUUUGUCCUCCUGCUCAUCAGCGGCUUCUGCAAUUUCGCCCAAAACGUCAUCGCCUUCAGUGUUCUUAACCUCGUCAGCCCUCUCAGCUACGCCGUCGCCAACGCCACCAAGAGGAUCAUGGUGAUCAGCAUCUCGCUGUUCAUGCUGCGCAACCCGGUCACCCUCACUAACCUCAUGGGUAUGAUGACGGCCAUUGUUGGAGUCUUCCUUUACAACAAGGCCAAGUAUGACGCUAACAAGCAGAAGAAGCUGUUGCUGACCUCCACACAGGACCUGAUGUCCUUUGACAACCCGGCGCUGGAGAAGCUCCAGACCAACGGGUCAGUGCCUUUCUCCCACGGCUCAGAGCAGCAGCACAGCUGGAACAACGUGUUGACCGACCACUUCCAGUACAGCCGGCAGACCUACACGACAAACUACAGCAGCAACCACCAGUACGUUGUGUAGAGGAGGAGUGUGUCCUCGCUCUGGGUAGCUGUCAUAGACAUUACUGUGUGUAGCCGCCCUCCCAGCAGCGGGUCCUCACCGCCCGCUCCAAACUCAAGACUGAAGGCAAGUGCUGUUUGUUCUGGAUAUUAGGAAUGAGAUGUGUUGGUCAGAAAAGGCCUGAGAUGUGACCUCUCCCUCACCACUCCCUGUCUAAACGUCAUUUUGUGGACAGCUUUGCUGUAGGUCAUCAUUUAUUUAUUACUUAAGUACCGACUGUACAGGGUGGUUUGAGAGAAAACUUUAAUCAGUCGUUUUCAGACGUGUUGGUGACAGAUUAAGCCAUGUUAUUCUGACACAUAAAUGUGCCACAGCAGGUGUGGGAGGUAGUUGAAGAAUGAUUUCUUUGUGACUGUCUGGAAAUGUUUGAGUUUUGUUUUCACGACCAGCCAUAUUUUUGUUUGAGGUUAUUUUGUUCACUUUGAAAGGAAAGCAUGUCAUCUGUAGCCAUUUACUGUGAACGUUAACUUGCACAGAGUCAGGAGACUGUCAUGUUACCUUGUGUAGCAAACGGAGUUACACAGAAGGUCUGUAGAGUUUUGGUUUAGGGCAUUUCAUGUAUAUGAUUGUCAUUUUUCUUCACGAGGCACUUGUCAAAUUGUGGGAACAAACAAACCACUCAGUCUGUCCUCGGUGAUAAAAUCUUGGUCCUUGUCAGUAAAGUUUAGUACAUUUGGACUGAUGGGUCUUAUUUGAUCAUAGUCAGUUUUAGCUGUGGCGGCACAGCGGCUGAAAGAGGUCACUAUUUUGGUCCAAAAUGACACAUAUCAAAAACCUGCCUGAAAACUUGGUACACACAUUCUCAUCUCAUAUCUGAAUUCUAUUAACUUUGGUGAUCACGUGACUUUUCAUCAAUGACGAACAUCAUGUCAAAGUUUUCCUUCAUCGUAUGCUUUGGUUUGUGACUAUCUAUGAAACACGUUCAGCUGUUCUUUAAGGGCUAAGCAUGCUCACCAACAUGGGGAACAUGGUGAUUGUACCAGGCAGUCUUCAACAUGUUCAUAGUCAUUGUGAGCACGCUAGCAUUUAACUCAAAGUUCUGCUGUGCUGAACUGGAUCCUCACAGAACCUCUGGCAUGGCAGCAGACUGUAGACUUAGGAUGCCACUGUAGAUAUAAAUUAGACUGCUGUAGUUCUAUUUUUGCACUCACUUUACCAGGUAGUUCAAAAAUACAAGUUCCUGAUGAAGAAAAAUGCCUAAAUUACAAAAACAAAUGGAUUCCUUUUGUCUGUCAAACAUUUUGCAUGUGCAGAUCAAUAAUACUUAAGUUACCACGUGUUUUUAACAGCCAUUGAUAAAAACACACACAAAAUGUCCACGUCUUUAAACCAAGAGUGAGACCAGUUCUGUUGUCCAGAGAGGUCAGUGACCUCUUCCAAAUCUGCCCUUUUCACCAAGGAAACCCAAACGUUUCUACUUGUUAUCAUGAGGUGUAAAUGUAAAAAGUUAGCUUGAAAUUAGAAUCACAAAAACAAAGCAUCUUUACAAUGUGGAGUACAACAGCUGUGUAUUGUAGAAAUGCCCUUUGUUUCAUUUGUUAGACAGUCUAACCAUGUAAAAUGCAAUAGAGAUGUUGAAUUUACUUGUUUUUGUUGUCACAGUUUGGAGUUAAUGAAUUCAUUUAAAAUAAUGCAUAGUUUUUUUUUAAUUGAUUAUUUGGUAUUUAUUGAUCUGUGAAGCUUCUCAGGCAGUGAGGGUUUCUCUCCUGUCAGGCAAUUUUUCCGCCUGAACCAAAGCUGCUCUGUCAUGUUUCUGUUUUUUUUCUAAACAGAGGCUUGUGUUGAGUUUGCACAUCACGAAACAGCUAAAUGCGUUAUACAGACAGUGGGCGUCUGUCGCUUGACUUUGUUGUCCGCUGUUUAAUUUCAGCAACAGUUUCAGCGUCGUCUGUGUCAGAAAGCCACUGGAAAGACUUGAUUGAAAAUGAGACAUGCAUGAAAUCCAAGGUUUGGUUUGUGCAAUUAAAGAUUCAACUUUAAUUUCAGGUGGACUUCAUCAUCAUUAUUGAUUGCAAUGUCUGCAAAACUGAUAACUGAUAAUCAUUUGUAUUUUUAAAAGCAUUUUUUUUUUUACAGCUCGAGGAACUAUUUAACGUAGGAAACGCCGGCCUCUUGUGCUUCUCCCUGCAGGAUAGCUUGUGCUCACUGAUGCUCUCAUCGUCUCACUACAGCAAUAUAAAGUCUCUACCUGCUUUUUUUUGUGGCUCAGAUGCUUCAGCAUCAAGUUGUAGCCUGUGAGCUGCUUUUUUUUCAGCUGUAGUCUCUAGUAGAUGCAGAUUAGGGGAUAGCAUGGUUAAACUUUAAUAAUACGGCUUUUUGUGUGCUUUUUGACACUUGAAACACUGUCAUAGUAUUUAGUCUGAAGAAUAACUCCGAAAUAAUCUGCGAGGAGCUCUGAGGGAUCAGUGGGCUUCUUCGAGACAAACUAGUGUCUCUUUAUGGAUUCAUGGGGAAAAUUUAACUGCUGACAAAUGAGCGAAUGAAUUAAGUCGAAACUCCUGUUCUGAAAUAAUUACUACCUUCCUCAAAUGCCUUUUUUUUAAAGUUAAGACUCCCGCUGCAGUGGGUGGGUUGAUUGUUCACAUUGAGGCUGUGUUUUCUUGGUGUCAUUAAACUGGAUAAAAUAUCUUUUACAACACCACAAACUGCAGCCUCAGAACUAACAAAGGAGAUGAAUUGAAAUCCUCUUUGACUCAACACCAGCAUCGAUUGAAGUUUCAUGAAAGUGGCAUUGAUCUACUGGAAUAUUUUAGUUUUGUAACCGUCCUGGAAACCUCAACAUUUACUUGCAUUACAGCAGAGAACUGUGCAGCUGAAUGCUUUUACAGAUGCAUGUGUCCUGUAGCUUUUAAGUGUCAUCUGCUCUCAUCAGCUUAACUUAAAGCACCUGCGAUGAACACCAUAUGCUACCUUCCCUGCACCAGUCACACUGAGGGACUGGAGGAUAACGUAGAGCAUUCAGUAGAUAAAGAGUCUGAUAUUUCUAGGGAGGUUUUGGAGGGGAAAACAGAGCUUAGAAAUGAGCAGAAGUCAUCAGAGGGAAGGAAACCUAUUUAUUAUGUCACUACAGCAUCCUACUAGUUCCUGCUUUGGUUAUAUAAAGAUUCAGAUCUGUGAUUAUCUAAAGUAUUCCCAUACACGAGGAGAUGCACACACACCACUUUGACUUUAAAUCACAUGUAUUUCCAUAUUGUUUUAUCAGGUUUGUUCGUGUAUUUCAACCAGCAGCACGUGGAGCUUUGAUGACAUCAAACAUUUUCAUACUGUUGCCUCUUGAGAAACUACUUUUGCAAAUAUCAAGAGGGAAACCAUCACUGUUAGUGCAACAGAUGCUUUUGUUUUAGCGAUUUCAAGUCAUAAAUUUGCUCAAAUAAAACGUGCUCUUCAGCUCCAUAUCAGAUUGGUGCAAUACCGCACGUAAAAUGCGACAGUUUGCACUCCCAUGGGCGAUUAGAUAAACAUUUUAUGAGAAGAGUUAAAAAAAAUAAUACAUUGAAGCAAAUCAAUGUUUAACAGCAGUCUGACAACGACGGUAUGCAACCAAAACUGAAACUACUUUAAGAAGAAAUGAGCCAAUCAAAUCAAGGAUUUAUUUUAAAACAUCCAUGUGUAGUCUGUAUAUUUCAGUGUUCAAGUUCUGCAGUAAGAUGCAGGUUUUUGGAUGUCGUAAUGUGAAGCCACUGGACUUUAAUCAGCCUUAGAGAGCAGUCAGUAAUAGUCACAUUUAAAGUGUUCAUGAUCCAUCACACUGCCUACUGCUGAAGUUUUUAGACUCUCUGUAGUUUCUUCAUGUGUUUCUUCAUGUCCUUCCUCGUGUUGCCAAAAGCAGAGUGUCACGCUUCUGAUGCACCACAGGAUAGAGGCCUUGUUUUCAGAAAGACGAGAUGUGGGACGCGUGAAGGGUUCUUCAGUGUCCUGGUUUCUGUGCACUGAGCUGACUGGGAGAACGUUUAGAGAACGGUUGAUUUAGAUGCUGGCUCUCUGUUGUUAAGCUUUUCACUGGGAUGUAAAUGUCAAUGAGCGGAGAACGGGGAGAAGACUUUGUAAAACUUGUAUAAUCAUUAUUUUUGUGUGUCUUUCAUGGAUCUUGAGACAAAAUUUUUACUUAACCGAUGUUUAUAGAUUUUUAUUUAUGGUGUCGAGGUACAAAGAUGUUGUACAGCCGUGCAGCUAUGCACAGUCUUGUCUGCUUAUGUUCAGUAAAUGCUAUUUUUAAAUGUUGGGGGGAAAUAAAUGCAUUAUGGAAUCCUGAA
Acanthochromis polyacanthus (spiny chromis) is the source of this 5572-nucleotide messenger RNA. It is a transcript of the gene slc35e1, whose product is annotated as solute carrier family 35 member E1. The record is from RefSeq and is a predicted model, not a curated record. The transcript is spliced from 6 exons. Lineage: Eukaryota; Metazoa; Chordata; Actinopteri; Pomacentridae. Gene Ontology annotation, cellular component: Golgi apparatus. Bases 144 to 1280 code for a protein of 378 amino acids. Gene Ontology annotation, molecular function: antiporter activity.